Messenger RNA from Plasmodium knowlesi strain H, 525 nucleotides. RefSeq names its product transcription factor BTF3, putative. Lineage: Eukaryota; Apicomplexa; Aconoidasida; Haemosporida; Plasmodiidae. The transcript has a single exon. The record is from RefSeq and is a predicted model, not a curated record. Gene Ontology annotation, cellular component: nascent polypeptide-associated complex; cytosol. The coding region runs from base 1 to 525 and encodes 174 amino acids.
AUGGACAAAAUAUCGCCGGAAAUUUUAGCCGCCAGGGCAAAGCUGAAGGAGAAGAUGGGAGGAAACCUGAGACAAAUCGGUGGCAAAGGAAGUGCAAGGAGAAAAAUAAAAAAGGUCCAUAAAAAUUCCAUGUCCAAUGAGAAGAAAAUAAAUUUAAUUUUAAAAAAAAUCGGUGCCUCCUACUUCGGGGAUGUUGACGAGAUUUGUAUUUACAAAGCAGGAGAUACAUACAUGGAGUUUAAGAAGCCAAAGCUCUCUGCGUCCUUGCAGUCCAACACCUAUGUCGUCACGGGAAAAUUCACAGAACAAAAAAUUGAUAUAAACAAAAUAUUCGAGGGACUCAAAGGAAACAAAAAUGUAGAUAUGAAUCUUCUGGAAAAAAUUAAAAAUGACCCCAACAUAAAAAACCUACUCAACAAGGAAAACAACGGAAAUGCGAAAAAGGAGGAUGCUGUGGAGGAAUCCGCUGAUGUCCCAGACCUCGUAGAAAAUUUUGAGGAAGUAUCCAAAGAGGAGGAGAAGUAA